AGCCACUGUUUUCUUGUAUGGGGGUUUUUGAAAAAAAAGAAUAAAAGAGAAUUUUAGAGAGAGAGGGAAAGUAGAGAGAGAAAGAGAGGGAAUCGAAAAGUGUUUUUCGUGAAUUGAAUUCCAAUUGAUCGAUCUUCUUGCAUUUGCUGGAAAUCUAUGAUCUUGGGGUGUUUCUUUUCUUCUUCUUCUUCGGAAUUGCAUUUUUUUUUCGACGGAAGCUGGUAACGGAAUUUAGAUAGAACUUGAACCAGAAUUCGAUCUCCAAGAGUGAGGAGGAUCUGGAUGGUGAGGCUUCUUCGUGUUUGAUGAGUUUUUUCAGCGACGUAUGUCUAAGCUAUGGUGUUUAAGAAGAGGUUAGAUGAUGGAUUUAAUGGAUUCCAGGUCCCUGCUAUACCUAGAGGUCCCAGAUCUGUUCGAAGGAGGGGUCUGUGUAAGAAGACAGUUGAGGAUAGUCAAAUCUGUGCAUUUGAAUUACUGGCUUCUAUAGCUGGCAAGUUAUUGCAGGAAAGCGAAAGUUCUGCUUCUAGUAAUGCAUCUGAAGGAAAUGAUCAGCCUUCCACUAGCAAAUAUGUUAAACGGGAACAACAAGAUGAGGAUAAACCAUUCGUGGCACGGUGGAAAAAUCAGGGAAGUUGUGGAGACAGUUCUUUGGCCUCUGAGCUGGCCUCACAAAACAUCAAUCUUAAGUGUAUUCUGAAGGAACUUUCACAUGCUGAAAGUGAUGAUGUUUUGGAACGCAAUUCAAUCAUUAAUAACUCUGACUGCUCACAGAAAGUCAGUGGGGAUUUGAAGUCUGCAAUUUGCAAAAGCAAGACUGAUUUUGGAAACUAUUCUAGUAAAGUGGAGGGAGACUCCCCUCAUUUUGGGGAGUCUUGUGAUGCUAAUGUAAGGAAUGAAAUUCAAAGACAACAAGAGGUUGAGGGGUUGAAAACUGAAGGUGCUAUUGCAUUUAAUUCAAAGGAGCCAAUGGAGUCGUGUCUAAAAUCUCCUGCAGCAAUUGACUCUGACAGUAAUGUCAAGUUGCCAUUGCGCCAGGACCCUGUUCCUGAUGCUUGUUUUUCCAGGCAUAGGAAUGAUAUUAUGUUAGGUAGUAGAGAUGAUGACGAAAAUUUAUCUAGGUGCUUUAAACCUAGCACCAAAAUAAAGGCUUCUAGGCCUCCACCACGAAUUGCAGACCGAAGAAUAAGGAAGUUGCUUAAUUCCAAAUACUGGAAAGUAGCUCCAAAACUGAAGGAUUGUGAACUUUCUAGAUCUGAUGGGGGGUUAAAACCUCUUUAUCGCAAGAGAAAAAUCUUUUGCAACCGUGAAAGAGGUCAGCGUGACAUUCUCUUUAAGAGGAGGAAAAUGUUUGACCAAAGCUCAGUAGUGAUUUCUGAUGGUGGGUUCAGUAGUGAAAGUGUUUCUAAUUCACCCGAGAAAGGAAUGACUGAAGCAAAUAGGGUAUCAUCUUCGGUUAUGGGUCAUCAAGCAUCCUUCCACUCCAAGGAUUCUCUCGUUAAGUUAAGCAUUAAGUCCUUCAGGGUACCAGAGCUUUAUAUUGAUGUCCCAGAAACUGCCACUGUUGGUUCAUUGAAGAGGACCGUUAUGGAAGCUGUAACUGCUAUACUUGGAGGUGAAUUACAUGUUGGGAUUCUUCUUCAAGGGAAGAAGGUUAGAGAUGAUAACAGAACUCUAUUGCAGACAGGAAUUUCUUGUAAAGACAAUCUGGAUUCCCUUGGUUUCACAUUGGAGCCCAGUAUAGUGCAAACUCCUCCACCUAUGUGCUCUAAUGAUCUCCCUCCUCUGUUAACAUGUGACUCAUCUCAACUUUUAACCAGCUCCCAAGGAAAUCCAGUUUUAGAAUCGGGGAUCUCUGAUCCCUUAACUGACCCUCCUCCACUGAGCAAUUCGGGCAACCACAUUGAGAGUAAUUAUGAUACAGUUUCCUCGCAUAUUGACACAAUUGACAAAACAACGCCAGAUUCCAAAGCGCUAGUUGCUCUUCCAGCAAUGAGCAUGGAGGCACUGGCUGUGGCUCCCUUGAACCAAAAAACAAGGCAUUCUGAACUUGUACAGCGUCGAACCAGGAGGCCAUUCUCUGUGUCAGAAGUAGAAGCAUUGGUGCAUGCAGUUGAGGAACUUGGGACUGGGAGGUGGCGUGAUGUUAAAUUGCGGGCUUUUGAGAAUGCAGACCAUCGAACUUAUGUGGAUUUGAAGGACAAAUGGAAAACAUUGGUUCACACAGCAAGAAUUGCCCCCCAACAAAGAAGGGGAGAGCCUGUCCCCCAAGAGCUCUUGGACCGAGUCUUGGCUGCUCAUGCUUACUGGUCUCUACAUCCAGCCAAGCAACAUGGAAAGCAUCAGGCUGGAACCCUGAAGAUCAUGUAG
Messenger RNA from Alnus glutinosa, 2367 nucleotides. Its product is annotated as telomere repeat-binding protein 4. The record is from RefSeq and is a predicted model, not a curated record. The transcript is spliced from 10 exons. Bases 337 to 2367 code for a protein of 676 amino acids. NCBI's taxonomy places the organism in Eukaryota, Viridiplantae, Streptophyta, Magnoliopsida, Fagales, Betulaceae.